GUAGCGCCUCCUCCAUCAUAUCAGUGGUUUACUACAGGUUAUUAACUAUUUUAGAUAUAUAUAAAUGUAUACCAAUCAAAAUAUAGGUUAACGUUCACGUUUGGGUUGAUGGGCGGGGGGUUAUAAAUAUUUUAGCCGCAUCAGGAGGAGGCAGAAGGGGAGGAGGCUGAUACCUAUGGCUGAUUAAAGUUUGGUCGCACAGGAUCUAACGAAACGGCGGUGUAACGGACAAGUGCAAGAUGAAGCUAACGGAAAUAGCUCUGUUGUGUCUGUCCCUUCUUUUGGUUCAUAUUCAUUUGUCAUCGGCCAAGAAAGGAGGAGGGUUUGGGAAAUUAAAUAUCUUUAAGAAGACCCCCAAAAAGAAUAAUCUGGACACUAAGUCUAAACAGCCUAAACAAACCGAACGAUUCAACCAAGGAAGCUACCCUCGGCAACCCAGCCAGCCAGGAGGUUACCCAAACCAAGGGAGUUACCCUAACCAAGGAGGCUACCCUAAUCAAGGGGGUUACCCAAAUCAAGGGGGUUACCCUCAGCAACCAGGCCGACCAGGGGGUUACCCAAACCAAGGAAGUUACCCUAACCAGGGAGGUUACCCGAAUCAAGGGGGUUACCCUAAUCAAGGGGGUUACCCUCAGCAACCAGGCAGACCAGGGGGUUACCCUAACCAAGGAGGUUACCCUAACCAAGGAGGCUACCCUAAUCAAGGGGGUUACCCUCAGCAACCAGGCAGACCAGGGGGUUACCCUAACCAAGGAGGUUACCCUAACCAAGGAGGCUACCCUAAUCAAGGGGGUUACCCUCAGCAACCAGGCAGACCAGGGGGUUACCCUAACCAAGGAGGUUACCCAAACCAAGGAGGUUACCCCCAGCAGCCAGGAUACCCAGCUGGGGGCUAUCCAGCUGGAGGUUACCCAGCGCAAGGCUACCCAUACGGAGGAGGUUAUGGCGGCUUUGGUGGCCAUGGCGGAUAUGGAGGGUAUCCAGGUGGAUACAUGAACUAUAACCCAAACAACAAAGUCCUGAGUCCUCACUAUGGUGGCAGCUUUGGAUAUGGGGGUUAUGGCGGUAGGGGUGGCUCUCCCUUCUCCCACUCAGUUCAGGCAAUGGGUAUGUAUCCCUCCGAUAAAUCCAGAGGGUUUGGGCGCAGUGCCGUAAUGGCAGCAGCUGGAGGGGCUGUGGCAGGGAUGGCCCUGGGCUAUGGGCUAGGAAGAUUUCCCCGUCCUCCCUUCCGAUUUCAUAGCCCCCAGGAGGAGUAUUACUACAAUCACUACAUGUACAGGAAAUAUGGUACUAAGUCUACUGAUACCAAUGACUACAGCAGAGACUAUACAUACAGCAAACCCGAUCAAACCUAUGAUAGCUACAUGGACUCCUGCAUGAAGAGAACAGACCUUCUGCCAGCGCCAAAGAACAAACCAGCUGCCACUACUACAACUACAACCAUUACAACUACUUCUGUAGCUAACACAACUACUUCUGUAACUAACACAACUACUGCUGCCCCAGACUCUGGCAUUGACAAUAACACAACAAAGAGCAACAGCACUGCAGCAGAAAGCCCAACCACUGCACCUCCAACUCCACGUCCUCUUAAUAAGUCUGAAGCCAAUCCAAAGCCUCCUGCUUCACAGCCUCUCAGACAAGCUGCUGCUGAUGAUGAUAAUGAUGAUACAGUCACCAUUGUGGAGAUCGGCUAUCCAGCACUGAUUGAGCAGAUGAAGGCCAGGAAAUGUGUAGAGCUGUACAUGGUGUACUCUGAGAAGUACUUGAAGAAAAAGACAGAGUCCGGCAUCACCGAUGGGUUGCAGAGACUGGAGAUGGGCUUGCAAGGGCUCUUAGCUGUGGCCACAAGUACUACACUGAUGCUACUGAACAGCAACAUGCUAAUGCCGCUGUACUGAGGCCUUCAGUGACAGUUAGGGUGCUUUCAGACCUAGAGUUGUCUUGCUUUGGUCGGAAUCAGGGACUAAUUUUGUCAUAAAGUUGCAUAAUUGCCUAGAGUUGGUUCGUGUUCUCACAGCAGCAUUAACAAGCAGACCAGAUAAAAUGCUUUGUGCAAGAAAGCUGCUCUUUAUUUGUCAGAAUUUCCAUGCGGGAAAAAUCCAGGAAGUAAACAAAAUGUUGAAGAAGAGUACACUUGCGACACUUUUUAAUGUCCCAAUGGAAGGACAACUACGCAGGUUGAUUUCAUCGUGUAUUAUAUUACUUGCAUUUUUCAUUUUAGUCAAACCAUACAGUUUGAAAACGAGGCAUGAUUGCAACUAGAAAACAAUGUUUUGAUGCAUUGGAUGUGCUGAAUGCGCAUAUUAAGGCAGUACAGGAGGAGGUGCAUAUUAAUAAUCCUCCAGGACUUUAACAUACUCAUGUUUAACCCAAACAAAGCAUAGUGCAAUUGCAGUUGGUUCAGAUAGAGGUCGGAACACGUUCUCACCACCAACGAACUGCACCAAAGUUGGUUUGUAACCGGACCAAGACCACCUCUUCAAGAAGGUCUCGGUCUGGUUGUUCUGGUGCGCACCUGAGUGCGAUGGCUGUGUUCAUACCUGCUCAAACCAACUGUGCUAAGGGGGCAAAUGAACUUGAGUUUGAUUGAACCGAACCAAACAAGGCAGGUGUGAAAGCACCCUUAAAGUGAAAUGGACAAAUAUAGAAACAUGGUGUACAACAAAGAAUAUGUUAAAGAUAUUAAGUAAGCAGCGUGGCUCUAGAAAUGAAAGUAGCAGUUGGUUGGUCCACCACCUCAGUCCAGACUGAAAUUAUCUCAACAACUACUGGAUGAAUUGCCAUGAGAUUUUGUAGUGAUAUUCAUGGGGGAUGAAUCCUGAUGACACAAGGUCAGCACUUUGGAAAGAUUGUCAUAAUGAAUUGUAAUAACUCUCCUGAUUUUUCAUUUCUUGCCAUCAUCAGUUAGUUUAUUUGUCCAAAGCUUUGGUUCAUGACCAAAUACCUUCAAAACGAACAACAUCCUCAGUCUCAUUCUAACUUUGUCUUUAGUUCCAAUCAGCUGACUUUAGCAUGCUAACAUUAGCAUUUAGCUAAAAGCACCACUGUGCCUAAAAACAGCCCCACAGGCCCAUGCGUAUACUGUAGCAGGAGACUGAGUCUUGUUUUAUUUAUUCAAGCCAACCGUCCAGUGUCAGUGGCUUAGUGGAUUAGUUUACACCCUGGGGUUGGUCCAGGCUCUGUCAUGGCGAUGAUCUGUGUAAAUAAACAGCUCUGCAAUAACAGAGAUGAUAUAUACUAAUUGUGUUAAUUUGAGGGGGCUGAUGUUGGAGACAAGAUGGUACAAGGAUAGUCCAAAGAGGCAAGGAGUGCACAUUAUAUUAAAGUAUGCAGUGAAUAUUAGAGUAUUAAUAAUAUUAAUGCUUUAGACAAGAGAAGUUUUACAUUGUAAGCAUAAGAGUAGUAAAACAAUAUAUUAAUAUGAAAAUGUUGCAUUAUCAUCCUAAGAAAGCAACUAUUACAACAACAUAUAACUCAUUAUUAGUGGCUUAUUUGCUCUGAUGUAUUAAACAUGUCUGCUUUUUAUUUUAAGAAACAUGAGGUUCUGGGUUCACAGAAUUAUUGAUCCCAGAAACUUUAACAUCGGACUUUCAAUGGCAAACAGGUGGAGUCAGCUGCAUUCAAGAAUGUAAGAGUGCACUGAACCAUACCUUUCAAGAGCCCAUUAAUGUCUGUGAAAAUGCCUUGCACUCUCUGCUUUUAUGACAGAAACAUAUUAACGCCAGAGACUCAAGCAAAUGAGAGCCGUUGAGUCUAACAGCAAAUGGCUAAAAGAUUUACUGUAGUCUGCCUCGUGUCAGAGAGUCUCAUUUCACAAUUUACAUUAAAAAUGAAUGAAACUGGCAUUUUGUAUACUUGGAAGUGUAAGCUUUGGUAUGUAGCACUCGUCUUUUCUGAGGGUCUCUGCAAAUUAAAAUAUGCACACACCAUAAUGCAAGAAGUGGAGUUUUUGUCAUUAGGUUACAAAAAUAAAUAGUUAAAUUAUUUAAAAACCCUACAGAUCUUUGCUAGAAAAAUUGUAUGAAUUUGUAUUUAUAUUUAGUCUUGAUUUUUAACCUAUAAUGCACGUUUGAGAAACUUUAUACAUGUAUAGUAGAAUUUGGAGAAAGACCCAUGGGGACGGGGAAGUUGUGCUACUUCUUUAUGUCUGUAACUGUCUUUGUCAUGACAGUGGAGCUGUGUUAUAUGAGGUAUGAUGUCAUUAAGAUAAGGUCAGACAGUUUUUGUUAAAAAAAAUGUUUUUGUUAUUACGCUGUUUUGCUUAUUUAACUGUCAUUGCCCUGAUAUCUACAUGUGUUGUGAUAUUGACAGCAGUUAUUACUUAAUGUGUACCUGAAAGUUGUGUCGAAAAUAAAAUGAAAAACAAAACAAA
Epinephelus fuscoguttatus (brown-marbled grouper) is the source of this 4375-nucleotide messenger RNA. RefSeq names its product prion protein b (gene prnpb). Gene Ontology annotation, biological process: protein homooligomerization. The transcript has 2 exons. Lineage: Eukaryota; Metazoa; Chordata; Actinopteri; Perciformes; Serranidae. The record is from RefSeq and is a predicted model, not a curated record. Gene Ontology annotation, cellular component: membrane. Bases 240 to 1901 code for a protein of 553 amino acids.